Molecule: messenger RNA, 8840 nt
Organism: Gadus chalcogrammus (walleye pollock)
Lineage: Eukaryota; Metazoa; Chordata; Actinopteri; Gadiformes; Gadidae
Product: protein PRRC2C
Exons: 12
Coding region: 1955-7267 (1770 amino acids)
Source: RefSeq, a predicted model, not a curated record
GGGAGAUGUCACAGAAAAGGUGUUUUUUAUUUUUGAGGGAUCUUUUAUUCAUGCCUAAUUUGGAGCAGGUUAUAUGCUAGUAGACCACUAGCCGGUUUGAUUGAAUAAAGUAUUAUGCAAAAUCAAAGAAUGUUAUCUUAUUUGAACACCCAAAGCUGACAUGUGUAAGACCCAUUCUGUAUUAAUUACGGUUCUCCACAUGAGGGCGUACCAGACCAACAAUGGGCCCCUGGUUUACCAACUGAAGGCAGACCACGUUGCUGUAAAUUAAAAAUCAGUAAAAAAUAUAUAUAUAUUAGCAGCACGUAGGCCUACCUGUGCAAUAUAUAUUAUUUCUUAAUUAGCUUAAAACUUUUGUUCACAACGAGAUAGCUAAUGUUGCUACGCUAGACGGUCCAACCGAUCCCUAGAUCCCAUCGAUGUCGUAGUUGAGUUGCAGGCUGUGCAGAAAGGUGGCUUACGCUCAGCUCUGCUCCCACCCCGUCCACUGCAACCCGACACGGGACGGGACCAGGUCGGCUAGCUCAAUUAGCCAAGUUAGCCCUUCUAGUGCCUCGGGAGAAUCCAACCAGCACACGUCUCAACCGGACCUUUACAUCGCGGCGCUAGAGCUCCCGAGGAUCGAAGAGACAGCGGUCUGUGUGCGUGUCGGUGAGUUGUCUCUCAAAUGGGGGGAAAACGAUCCGAGACGUUUUGUCCGAUUUACGGGACCCAUGUCCAGCGUCCCUCGUUAGCUCCUGCUCGCUAGCACACAAGCUGUUGAUUAUUGUUUGUUGUUUUACUCAAAUAGAUAUAUUGGUUUUUGUUGCUUGUCAACUUGGCGAGAACAGUUGUCCAAAACACUUGGUCUGUGUCUGUCAAUGCUUGUGUUCCCUUGAGCCUGGCACUAAUAAGGAAGAGGCAUUUGAACACUUGUUGCGAUCUACCGUCAGUGGUUUAGCGAUCAGAAUGAGUAGAUCAUGUUUUGUUUUUUGCUCAAAGAGGUACAAACAAGGUUAAAGGUAAAAAACCUUAUCGAUUACACUUCAGUUUCUGUAAUUCCAACAGUUUUGGCACUAAUCCGUGAUCAUAACUUGAGACUCGGAUUGACUGUGAUCGUUUCUGCUGAAGUCCAACCUGACAAACUAUAAGCACCUGUAGAACCUGUUCUGCGUUUAAUCUGGUUUAAGAUUGACAACGUUUUCGGAUGAAUACAUUUUAAUGUAUAUCUCUAUGGACUUCAUCUGCUGAACUGGUUCAACCAGUUAUCGACCACUUCCCUCUGAUGUAAACAAUCUAAAUCCAGAACGCAACACACCGGAUAUACGCUGGCUGUUUGUUGUCCUAAAGGUAAACCAAGAGUGAUGCUGGAAAAGUUCCUUCUGGAACUGCGAUGGUCAACUCUAGGCACCGAUAUCAAAGUCGCUCAUCGUCACGAUUAACGUGUGAACUACAUGUUAUGAACGCAUAGAUCAUAACCUACCCUCUUAUAUGAAGUUAUACCCUCAUCGGGAAAGUCUCUUCCGUACCUAACAUGCUGGUGAGUACGGAUGGCUGAACGGUGGCAUGGCUUCAGCAAGAAGGAAAUUGGAUCAAAUAGAUGUGUACAUGUCAGAGUUUUGACAUUUGUACCAGCCCAGUCAUAACACCUGUUAUUUGAGAGCGAUGAAAGGCUACUGUUCAGUUAGUAUUUUGCUAUGCUUGAGUGUUUAAUCCACAGAGAGAUAUCAAUAUUUGUGAACAUCUGUGUUAAGGUAAACGUUGUUGUGUUUUGGCUGAAUCAUGAGAUCAUAGAUCAUUCCAACAGGGUGGUGAAGAAGGGUCUGACAUUGGCACAGGUUUUGCCUCAGCCAUGACGGGUGUAAAGCUGUAUGUGAUGGUAACACAAAGUUAAUUUAUCCCCCCUCCCUUUUCUCUCUGUCUCUCUCUCACACACGCUCACCCUCUUCCUCCUAGUGUGAUAUGACACCACUGCAUGGUUACCUUAGAAACCAGAGCUCCACUGCAGACAGUGGACAUCAAGUUGGGUGGUUCUGGAAGAAUGGCUGCUCGGGUGGAGCUCCAGGCCGGGGAGGUUGGAAGGACGGGUCUGAGGGGUCGCAUGCACCUCAGUCCUCUGAUUGACUCCAGCAACAAGGGCCUCAGUGAGAGCAUUAUCAUGGACCCUACCAAACCUGCGCCUGGCCCAAAGCCCCGACUAACCCCAAAGCCCUUCGUCCUGGAGAGAAACACUACAAUCAAACCGAUACUAGCCCCUAAGCCCCACAACAAGGUCCACCGCGAGCCCACCCAGACUGUUAGCUACAAACCCGACCCUCCCAUCCCCCCUAAGCCCCAGCAGUCCGCUGUGGGGUCCAAACCAAGGCCGGUGUCAACCAACCCUGGCCGCCCUUCCUCUACCGCAAAAAACUCUGCUAUGCCGAGCGCUGGGCAAACUACCAAGCCAGUGGUCCCUCCUUUCAAACCAGCACCUCCUCUCACUCAAGGGGACUUCCGCAAACCCACACCUCCUAAACCAGCACAACGUCAGAAAAGUGACGCAUCUGGAUUGUCCUUUUCAAGGAGCCCUAAAAAGUCCCCCGCAGCGGAGUGGUCCGGAACAACCAAGAAGGAAGAAGACAAAGACAGGAUAUACUCCCAAAGCCCAGCGGGGACAUCCAUGACCAGGGCUAAGUCUAUGGGAUUCCUCAAUCAGCUCAGCCAGGAAGAGCAGCCGGAGGAAACCAAACCACAGUCGGUGGCCCUCCGACCUCAGCCCAGGGGCUCGCGGUCGAGGCCUGUGUCGGCCAUCUUCCUUCCCUCCUCUUCUCCGAACCCUGAGGCCCCAGUCCUUUCUCCCCGCUGGGAGGGGCGACGUCCCCUCUCGGCCGACCUCACAGCGAGGUUCGAGUCUGUCAACCUUUCACUGCAUCGCAAGAACCCACCUGCGGACAGCAAGGAGAACACUCCAGAGCUGAGGAUGCCGACGAGCCUGGACAGAGCCUCCCGACCGGAGGGGGCCACACCGGCCUCUCAGGCUGCUGCCAAGCCCCUCCCCGCACAGACGGAGGGCAUUGAGAAGAAGAAGGUUGUGGAGGUCAAGAAUGAAGAGGAUGUGGCUGGGGCGUCCAGCAUCAAGAGACGUAUCAGUCUUCUCCUGGAUUCCUCCUCCUCUUCUUCUCCUUCAACGGGGGCCAUUGACCAGGGUUCCACUCCUCAGCCAAUCGCAGAGCCAGAAGCAGCACCACCGGGUAUCAAGCAGCGAAUCAAAAAGCUGACUGAGGACGUACCCUCCGCCCCCAGUCCUCCGACUAAGCCAACGGUCAAGCCCCUACCUCUGGACCUGACAACAAGGUUUAUAUCUGAAAGGUCGACCGACCUUUGCAGCCCCUCCCUCAGUGAACCAGAACAUUCUUUCAGGGCUGACCGAGAUCCUCAGCAGAGGGUCAAAGAGCCGGCUGUCCACCCUGGUGACCAGAAGAGAAAGACGGAGCCCGCUUUUCCCUCCAUCCCCGCCGGGUCGGACACGGGAACGUCCUCUAAAGACGGCCGACUCGGCGGCGAGACGCAGACGGUCCGGGCGUCGCUGUUCGAGUACACGAUCGAACGGCGCAGCGUGCUGGUGGUGGAAGGCGACGACCACAAAGAGCCGGUCGCGGUUGCGGUCGGGUCCUCCGCCCCCCGAGUGCCCGCGGAGGACGACGGGACGCUGGUCACCGCCACGUACCGGGAGCCGGAGUCCCCCACCGGCCUGCUGCGCGUGUCGCACUCCUUCGACACGGUGCCGGCGGUGGAGGGCAGCAGGGCAGUGAGCGAGAGCCUCCCGCUGGCGUGCCUGGAGGACAAGGCCAUGACCCUGCGCUCCCGCCGCUCAGACGUUGGCCGGGGGUCCGCAACGGCCAGGGCGGCGCCGGAGCACCAGCCGGCCGCCGUUCAGGGAGGGCCCGCCGUUGGCCUGGAGGUGCAGCCGCGUUACCUGAGAGUCGGAGCGCUGCCCAAGUGGAACGCCGCAGACACAGAGCAGGAGGACGGGGCCGGGGGCAGGCCAACGGCUCUGGAGGCGGAGGCGGAGGAAGCGGCCCCCAAGCGUCUUAAAAUGCUUGGGACGGACGACCAACCCAAACCCAAGGCGACGUACUUUGCACUGACGGGACAAAUACAGGAGGCUGUAAGUCCUGGGGACAGUGGGCCAGACAGAUGGUUCGCCAAGGCCGAAACCCUGCAGGACCCUCCACCGCGGUCUGGGCCUUCGGCCUCCCAAGGGAGGAGCGUCCCAAUGAGGAACCCUUCGUUUGAGGAGGUGCUCAGGAAGAACCAAAGUCCAGCCGAGGAGCCGGUUCGGGAGCCGCCGUGGCCCAUGCAGGUGACUGAAGAACAGACGGUGGAGACGGAAAGACAAAGGGAUCAGAGUUGGAAGGCUGAGAGGAGGAAGACCAGGACAGGCGAGCUGGAGAUGCUGAGACAGGUGGAAAUAGAACGGCAUCAGCAUUUAGAAUUUGCCCGCAUGAAGGAGAGGCAGCGAGAGCUUGACCGGCAGGGACAGUUGGCGUUUGAGAAGGAGAGCCUGCGGGAGUUUGAGCAGCAGAAGCAGGCGUCGCUGGACAAAGAGCAACAGAGACUACGGGCUCUGGAAAGGGAGAAGCAACAACUCAUCGAGAGAGAGAAGCAGCAGGAUUUGGAAAAACAGAGAGAGGUGGAGAGAGAGAGACAGCGCAACCAGGAUAGACAAAGGGAGCUUGACAAGGAGAAGAAGCAGCUGGAGAUUCAGUGGGAGCGUCAGCAGCAUGACAAAGAUUUGGAGAGGAUCAAGGAGAUGGAGAGGAGAGAGUUAAUGGAGUUUGAGCGACAGCAGCAGGCGGAAAGGAGACAGAAAGAGAAGGAAAAGAGGAAGCAAGAAGAAGUGAACAAAAUCCGACAUGCUGCCAUACAACAACAAGAAGAGAGACGGAGAGAACUAGAGAGACGGAGGGAGACGGAGAGACAGAGAGACCUCGAGAAGGAGGUAGAGAGACAGGGGGAGAUAGAGAAAGAGAGACACAGGGAGAUUGAGCGAGAGCUCCAGAGGGAGGCACAGAGACUGGGGGAGCUAGAGAGACUGAGAGAUCUAGAGAAAGAGAGACACAGGGAGACAGAGAGACAGAGGGAGCUGGAGAGACAGAUGGAGACAGAGAGACAGAGGGAGGUGGAGAGACAGGGAGAGAAACUACGGCAGGCUGCCAUACAGCAAGAAGUAGAGAGAAUGAGAGAUCUAGAGAGACAGAGGGAGACAGAGAGACAGAGGGAGCUAGAGAGACAGAGGGAGCUAGAGAAAGAGAGGGAGCUAGAGAGACACAGGGAGCUAGAGAAAGAGAGACAGAGGGAGCAAGAGAGACAGAGGGAGCUAGAGAAAGAGAGACAGAGGGAGCUAGAGAGACAGAGGGAGCUAGAUAAAGGGAGACAAAGGGAGCUGGAGAGACAAAGAGAGGUGGAGAGACAGAGGAAAUAUGAUUUUGAGAAGGAGCAUCAGAAGCAGCUGGACUAUGAGAGACGGGAGCUGGAGAAACAGAGUUUAAAGCAGGAGAAGGAGAGGCGGCAGAAGACUGAGUUGGAGGCGGCGAUGGAGAUGGAGAGGCUUCAGCUCCUGGAGCUGGAGGAGAGGAAGAGGCUGAGGGAGAAGAGGGGGAGAGAGGAGGCCGAAAAACUACGGCAGGUCGCCAAGCGGCAGGAGUCGGAGAGGCAGAGGUUGACAGAGAAGAAGCGGAGGGAGUCUCAGGAGCAGCUAGCGCUGGACCCAUCGCCUCUCAGGCCCAGGGUCCUGGAUCUGGACUCUGUGUUACGAGACGACCCGUUUUCCAAAGCCCCUUCCCCCCAGCUCGACGCUGCGGCCCGCUGGAAACGCCCUUCCCCUAGAGCGGAGGAACCGUAUAAACCGGCCAUUCUGGACAUAGACUCCUUCACGUCACAGACCCAGCCCUCGCCCAGUAGAGAGGCCCCCCUCCAGUUCCCGGACCACUCACAGCCCCUCACCCCCGAGAGGGACGGUAUCCACGACGUGCCACUGGACACCUUGAAGGGGCGGCUGAGCCCGGAAUGGGUGCCCUCCCCCCAGGACCCGUGGGAGCUGAUGCCCGCCAUGGAGAUGUCUGUAGACGUCCCCACCGGACCAGACACCCCCAGGAGGGCGGCGGGCGGAACCAUCCUGGAGCAGCUGCUGUACCGGCAGGGGGAGCGCCGGCCGGCGGCGGAGAGGCGCUGGUCGGCUCUGGUGGACGAGCGCCCGCCCUCGGGCCACACACUGCAGAGGGACGCCUCGGACUCGGCGGGGCCCGCCCCGGAGCAGGUCUGGUUCCCCAGGGUGGAGGAGCCCCCCGCCCCCCGGGCAGAGCCCCGCAGCCAGAGGAGAUCACACGGGUCCAAGGAGCUGAACCGGCUGCGGUCCCGCAGCGUGUGCCGCCGCUCCGCCCCGCCGGAGGGCCCGGUGGAGGUCAGCCUGUCCAGGAUGAGGAGCCGCAGUGCCCACAGGGAGGGGGACCGUCCAGGCUGGGUAAAGCUGCAGCACCAGGGGUCUGGGGAGGAGGAGCUGAAGGACCCCGACACGCUGGUGCAGGAGUCGGACAGCCAGUACGGCACCUGGGAGACGGGCCUGCACACGGACGACAGCCUGACCCCGGCCACGCCUACUUCAGACGGCGCCCUCUCCCCUUCGCCAGGGAAGCCCUCUCCCUCCCACACGCCGGCCCACCAUGGCCUGCCCUCCGAGCUGGACGGCUCUGCUGGUCUGUCCCCGACAACCCCGGCCGAGAGCCAGCAGCUCUCCUUACCAGAGGUGUCCACGGUGCUGCUUGACACCAGCGUGCUGCGCUCCAGGGCCCAGCUGGGGAAGAGACGGGCCCCGCGGUCCCGCCCCACCAGGACCGCCCCGCCCCAGGGAGAGGGCGGAGCCACCGACGACUGGCGCUUCAGAGACUCCACAGAUGAGAAGCCGGAGUUCAAGGAGGACCCUGAGGAGCAGACAAGAGAAGUGGAGCCCCGCUCCACAACCAAUGCAGUCUCCCAGCCCCAGAGGAUCCCCCUGUUCCCUGGGAUGGACCCUUCCGCUCUCAAGUCGCAGCUGAAGAAGAGGGCCGACUCUGACAACCUGGUCGAUGUGGGGACUCCCUCUCCCUCCCAGUUGUCUCGAUCGCCCAAGUCCCCCUUCCUCCCACGGGCCACGCGUGUGCUGCCCCCUUCUGGUGGUAGAGAGAACGGUUUGGAGGACUCUCCUCAGUGGCUCAAAGAGCUGAAAUCCAAGAAAAGACUGAGUCAGUAUGACUACGACGAUUCUAAAUAGAUAAGAAGGUGGCCUUAAAACCCAAGAAUCUCUGAACGAAACGGAGGCCUUAACCUUUGACCCUGGACCCCGGGCCAGAGAGAUGUUUGGAGUAGAUUCUACUACUGCUGAUGCUGCUAACGCAUUUCUACUCCUUUUUUAUUAUUUCCGAAAAACAGGAUCAGAUAUUUUUGCACGGUGCCUUUGCUUUCCUUCUCCCCUGAGAGUGUCAAACGGAUGGCACGACGAAAACAUUGAAUAUCUUAUUGCUUCAUCACCGAUUAAUCAUCAUCUUUUACACUUUAUCACCGACCACGACCACAAAAGACGAGCAAAAAAAGAAUGUCCUGUCUGGCUGCACUCCAGAGAACGGUCGUCUGGGAAUAGCGUGAGCAGCGCCACCCGACAACGCCACCCGACAACGCCACCCGACCACCCGGUAGUGCUUCAGUAUUCCCGGUUUGGAGGGCUCUCCAGUCCUCUGCCGGCGUUCAGUCUUCCUUGUAUUCAGUGAGCGUACCGAUGGUUGUGGACGUGUUCGUACCUGCUCACUGCACACAGAAGCAUAUCCAUAAGCUUAACAUUCCACAUGAUCGGACCCCAGCGCCGCGGCAGAUGUCCCUGCCAGCUGGGGGGUGUUGUGCGUUACCCUGCUAAAUGCUGUAUUUGUAUAAACACUAUUUUUUUGUCAACACUAUAGAGGCCGGUUGGGUCUUCAAUCAUGUAACACUCUUCUACAUUCUAACAAGGCGUCUCGGCGCCACUGUUUAUUUUUGUAUUCUACGGGUUAAUCAUUUUUAUUUUCUCUAUCCUAAGUAAGUUGCGGAAAGAAGUGGCCCAUAUGUGUGUAUGCAUUUACUUUAAGUAACACUGUUAAAUGCUGAUUUUCUUGAGCACUGAGUGAACAAAGGGAAUCCUCUCUGUAAGUCAAUCAUCUCCCAGGGCGGGGAAACUUGAUCCAUUCACUACAUGACGUUCAUUAGCUCCUGCUGCCUUGUUGUAUUCCCUUGGACCCCACCCCCCCCCCCCUGUAUCUUUGCUCAAGAGCAAAUCACUACAUCACAUGAGAUGAACCACAUGAGUGAGGGAUGAGACUUAAAGGCCUCUUACGAGACAAAAACAUUCACUCUUUUGAAAAUCUUCAAAACUCGAGAUGAACAUAGUUAGCCCUCCUCCUCGUCCUCCCCUUCUUUAGUCGGUCUCCAACAUCCACCAAGCACUACGUCACUUAAUGCGCUGCAGCACCACCUCUGCUCCACCCGUGUGCAGUCGGCCACCCUUGGGCAGUCAACCAUCAUCUGGGGGGAUCUGCGGUAUAGAAAUGCUUACUGCAAUGCAACUGGAUGUUGACUCCGUCAAGUCUCUAUCAGUUUUUUUUAUCAAUCUCCCCCCCUCCUCGAUACGUCUGUAAAUUACUUUUUAUUUCUCUCGUACACGGAAAAAAAAUUGAUUUGUUUUUUAUGUUUUUAUUCAUGAUCAUGUUCAUUAUUUUUCUUUUUAUUUGAAAGUAACAGAUUUAUAUUUGCACUGUGUUGUACUGGCCAGUGUCCUAAAGUUUAAAUUCUUAAUAAAGAUAUAUAUGCAGUGAGCUACA